AUGCGGAAACCUCUUAUGCGGAUUCCAUAUACGGACAUACUAGCAUCUCCUACUAUCCUCCCAGCUUCUGCCACAACCAUUCAGGGUGGCCUAGCUGCCCUGGUCAACUUUUUCCAGGCGCCGCCUCCCAACAACCUCCCAGACUCAACCGUUGUUCUCACAGGCGCGGGGUUGUCGGUUGCCUCUGGCCUUGCAGACUACCGCGGCGUCAAAGGUACCUACCGAGUAAACAAGUCUUAUCGUCCUAUAUAUCACUACGAGUUUGUUAGCAACCAUGAAGCACGCAAGAGAUACUGGGCCCGGAGCUUCCUGGGUUGGUCAACGCUUCACAAGGCAGCACCCAAUGCGGGUCAUUAUGCAAUUAGAGACUUAGGGAAUUUUGGUUUGAUUCGGAGUGUUAUUACACAGAAUGUUGAUUCAUUCCAUCCCAAAGCCCAUCCACAAAUACCCUCUCUCGAGCUUCAUGGCUACCUGAGGUCCACCGUCUGCACCAGCUGCAAGACCGAAUAUUCACGAGAUGAAUUUCAAAACCAACUGGCCCGUCUCAAUCCGCGGUGGGACGCUCUCCUGCAAGAAGCUAUUGCCUCUGGUGCUUUGGAUACGGAGAGUACCGAAGAGCGGAGAUUCAAGGGCCUGAAGGCAAACCCCGAUGGCGAUGUCGACCUCCCAGAAGCGCCUUACACAACCUUUAGAUAUCCGCCUUGCCCCAAAUGCUUAGCUGACCCACCAGAAAGUGUCGGCGGUCAGAGACAUGUUGUCGAGGUCGAUUCUGAUGGAGCGUGGGCAGCACCAAGCACAGCUGGUAUUCUCAAGCCAGCCGUCGUCAUGUUUGGAGAGAGUAUCGCAAGUCAUGUCAAGACUGCUGCCGAAGAAGCCAUUGACGGAGCUGGGAGGCUGCUUGUUUUAGGAACGUCUCUCGCAACCUACUCGGCCUGGCGGUUGGCCAAACGGGCCAAAGAUCGAGGAAUGCCCAUCGCCAUUGUCAAUAUGGGCGGUGUGAGAGGAGAGGAUCACUUCUUCGCGGAUCUAGAUCCGCUGCAAACGGGCGAACAAGGAGUAAGAGUCGAAUUGUUGACAGACCAACUCCUCCCGGGCCUUGUUACUCGACUGAGACAAACUGGAGUUGCGUCCUUACACCACCCACCCGGGAAUGUCCGCUUGGAGAACUCGACCGUCUUUAAGGACAUGCUGUCUUGA
Pochonia chlamydosporia 170 is the source of this 1197-nucleotide messenger RNA. RefSeq names its product SIR2 family histone deacetylase-like protein. Lineage: Eukaryota; Fungi; Ascomycota; Sordariomycetes; Hypocreales; Clavicipitaceae. The coding region runs from base 1 to 1197 and encodes 398 amino acids. Gene Ontology annotation, molecular function: NAD+ binding. The transcript has a single exon. The record is from RefSeq and is a predicted model, not a curated record.